This is a messenger RNA of Gasterosteus aculeatus aculeatus (three-spined stickleback), 6005 nucleotides long. It is a transcript of the gene sh3bp2, whose product is annotated as SH3-domain binding protein 2. The record is from RefSeq and is a predicted model, not a curated record. NCBI's taxonomy places the organism in Eukaryota, Metazoa, Chordata, Actinopteri, Perciformes, Gasterosteidae. Gene Ontology annotation, molecular function: SH3 domain binding. Gene Ontology annotation, biological process: signal transduction.
CUAGAGGACGUGCGAAGAUGCUCUCUGCAAAUAUAUACGUAAUACGCUUUUCAGUCUGCAGUUCAGUUUCUUUUUGGUUUUAAUUCAUGAAUGCGUGGAGUAGAAAUAGCGAAUCGUUGAGGCUCGGUGGGUCAAUCAUUAACGUGGCUUAACCUCCCAGAACGGAUGCCGUUAGCUAAUGAGGCCGGAUCACAGCCUGGGAUGUAGGGCUGGCAGAACACAUUGUUUACUUUUUUGCGUUUCAGUAAGAUAAGACAACCGCUGCCUCCUCGAUAUGCCAAAAUAUGGCUGCUAGCCACUACUUAAUGAGGUUUAGCUUUGACUUUGUAGCAAUUUUGCCGGGUUCUGCUGGAGUUUCACUUGAAGCAGCUGCUCUGUUGCCAUGCUGAUCUAAGCUGGUAGGAUGGUUUUAAAGUUCUGGUUUAUAUGGAGCCAAGCAGUGAUGCGUGUUUUAGUGGGGCUCAUUGUGUCGCUCUUAUUUUCUUUCCUGUAGGCUACUUUUUAUAAUACAAUUCAAAAAAGAGGGUGAAAAUGACUUUUUUUACAUUUAGGAACAGCUUAUACUAAAAUAAGUUUUGUCAAAUUCUAACUACUUGUGCACUGUGUUGGGAUGAGAAUCAUUAACGUCUCUGUUCAAAGACGUUGGAUGUGGUUUUCACCUGGACAGUGCUCCACUCCACAAUCUCUGUGGGGGGCGUUUAAGGCGGUAGGGAACAUCGUCCCAUCAUUAUGAACGGCCAAAAGAUGUGAAGCAACUGGAAACACCAACUGCUUAUGACCGAAAACCCACCUGCAGCUCGACACCCUCACGAUGGUCAAAUGCAAUUAAUGUCUGAUUAGUUUUGUCUCUUUUAUCGAGUUGGAGACCUUCAACAACGAGGGGAAAAAGAGAGAAGGUGGUAGAAGGAACUGAAAAAAUUAAAAAAAAAGAGUAGCAGGGGAGGUGCAACAGAGAAGGAGGAUUAAAAGGAAGACGAGAAAAAAGAAAAAAAAGCGGAAACUGUGUCCAGUUCAGUGCCUGAUGUACUUUUGCUCAAGGUUUUAAAUAGAAAAAGGGUGUUGGGGCUUUUUGAUCUGAACGAUGAUCGCUCUUGUUUACUCGAGAUUAAAAAAAAGCUGUCCGAUCACUUUUUUCAAUUCAAGUAUUAGACACUUCAUCAUAAAUGCCACACACUGGGUGAAGCCUCUAAGGCACCUUAAUCAAUUUCCACCAUCAUUGCCCUCUUAAACACCAUGACGCUUCAAAAGAUUGACGUGACACUUUUUUUUUUCUUCUAUUUUGUGUAGUUGGAUCACACUAAAAAGUUGCAUAACACUCUCUGUGCGUUCAGUGCAGCGAUUGUCAUUCUAUCGUUUUACUGAAACGCACAAACAACCUUGUAGAAUCUGUAGAAAGUUGCUGAAAACAGAGGACUGCGUUUUAGCCUCUGUUGCAAGAUGACCUGCUCUUUAUUUGGCUUCAAAGUCUAACGUCUAACUUUAGCUGGGAGAGUGGUUAGACGCCUUGCAGUGAAAAGAAGACUUUGCGGCGCUGAGGCCCUCUCACAUUGUGCAACGGUAAAAUAAAGAGUUGUUAUUACAGUUUGACGAGAAAGAAAAGGUGCAAAUUCCAUCUCACGGACACACACAGUCAACACAAGACAAAACUGGGUCAAUUAUACAUUUCAAUUCAAUUAAACAGCAAACUGGGCUAUUGCUUUCUUCCCACUAGUCUUCCACCCCCUCUACUGCAUUCCUAGAUUCUGGGAUGUUAUUAAAAAAGGAUGAGUGUGUACAUAAGAUGGUUGGAUGCCUAUAAGGCGAGGUAAAUACGAGUGCAUAGCACCUGUCAUUUAAAGUGCUGUACAUUAGACAGGCAACAAGAAAAUAUAUACAAAAACACGAGACAUUGUAAAAAUAUAUUAACAAGGAUAAAAAUAUCAAAUAUAAGGCUGGAGUCAACUAGCCUUGACCUGGAAGAAGUGAUUGGACGUGAUAUUUACCUGUCCACCUACCUACCUGUGUCCGAGUAACCACAGCUCGUCACCACAGUCCCCAGCUGUUAACAGCUGCGUUCCCUGUUUUCACGCUUGAUGGUUUGCGGGGGCGUUUUUACUGGUUUCAUGACUUUGUGGCCUUUCAAAACAAACUUCCAAGUUAAUAGAAAGUUUCAGUACUCGUUUCAGAUUUCAGAAGUCUUUUCCUGCAGAUGCGAUAUUUGUAACCAUGUCAAAAUAAGUGCGUAUGUGUGUGUGGGUGCAACUGUGCAGGACUAUCUGUAUGAUUCCAGUCUGAAGCAAUGGAAAGUCCCCCCAGUCUCUUUCUCGGGUCCUCGGGUCCUGACUGGGCGUGUGUGACUGUGUGUGUAAUAGUGUGGGUUGUCUCCGGCAGCUAAUCACACAGUAGCUAUGAGGAAACCGGAAAAAAAAGCUGCAGCCUGUCGACCAAUCAGAAGUCCGGCCUCAAGGAGGAGGCAGCUUCAGGAAACCACUGGCACAGUAUCAGGAGUUGAGACCUCCAACAGACUUCCUUCAGACAUCCGACCAACUUCCGUCCAAGUUCCUGUCCCUCCACUAACUCCGUUCAUGUUCACUUUCUUGCAUUUAGCCGAAUUCUUCAUGUAGUUGUUCCAAAUCUCGCCGGUCGAAUCCUCCUCAACUUGGAUCUGCAACUCAAUCCACUCUGUCCGCCGUUGCUCGCUUAAAAAGUAUGGUGGCGAAUUGCGUUGUGCUGCCGCCUUCAUGUCCACCGACAUGUCCGCUCCAUCCUUGAGGAAGAACAAGUCAUUUGUGCGGAACUCCAAGGGCAAUGUCGGGAUGUGUGUUCGAGAACAGCGGGAUGUCGUAACCAUGUCGUCCCCAGAGAUAUCCUGGCCUGUGCCGAUGCCGGCCAUCGGGGCUCAGAACCUCCUCACCAUGCCGGGAGGAGUUUCCACUUCGGGAUACCUCCACAAGAAGGGAGGCAGCCAGUUCAGCCUCUUGAAAUGGCCCCUGAGGUACAUCAUCAUCCACAAGGGCUGCAUGUACUACUUCAAGAGCAGUACCUCGCCUGCACCCCAGGGGGCGUUCUCGCUCAACGGCUACAACAGAGUGAUGAGAGCAGCAGAGGAGACGACGUCCAGCAACGUGUUUCCCUUCAAGAUCGUCCACUUCAGUAAAAAACACAGGACGUGGCUUUUCUCUGCAGCCAGCGAGGACGAGAGGAGGAAAUGGAUGCGAUACCUGCGGAGGGAGAUAGAUCACUAUAAUGAGAGAAAAGAGUCCCACUUUCCAAGUGACUCCGAUUCAGAUGCAGAAAAGUUCUAUGGAACGAUUGAGACGCUCAUGGAUAUAAAACACCACGUCGAUAACGCAGAAGAUGAAUAUGGAAACGAUGACGAGGAUGACGAUGAGGAUGACUAUCUGGAGCCGGACAGCGACUCACCCACAUCCACAGGUCGACCCACGGCCCCGCCCCCGUCCUAUCCCCCACCCCCAGUGCCGGUGUCAUUUCACCAACGUCAAGACUCCAGUCCUGCUUACCAGAAAGGCGCUCCUCCUCCCGUCCCGCCACUACACAGAAUCCCAACCAGCCCGCUCCCCAAAAAACCCCCGCCCGCUCAUCCCCCUCCAUCCUUUUUGAAGGAGCCAUACAAAGGCGCGCCCCCUCCACCUCCCUUGGUCUCCCUCCCGCACAGGUCUGUGUCUCCCACCCCCCCGCCUCCUCCUCCCCCCAACGCCAAAAGAUCCCCCCCGUGCAGGGUGACAUCCGUCGGGGGACCCGGGAGUAACAAGAGAGACUGGAGGCCCCUGCCGGCCGUGUCGGUCCAAACCCCCGCCACUCUGCCCAUCUGUGAGAAAUUAGUGAACAGGAUGGCGGUAAAUGGUCCCACCCACUGCCCCCUCAGUCCUGGUGGGAGCCAAUCAGUGGGCAACAACCACCACGGGGUCAUGGGCAAUCACCGCAGCAAGCCGAGCCCACCUCCUCAUCCGUGUAACAUUGGAGGGUCCUGCCUCAGACCUGCGGCGUCCGACUUCCUGUCCCCCAGCAAGACGCCCUCCAGUCACCCACCGCUGCACGGCCCCCCCGCGCUCUCUCCUCUGCUGAAACCUCACAAGAAGUCUGGGAUACCCAAACCUCCUCCACCAACACUCAAACCCCCCCUGCCGGCAGACACGUGCAAUCCGCCGGGAACCCCACUGAAAGCAUCUCCAGAUGGCCAGAGCUUCCGUUCCCUGGGAGACGAGACGCCCACAGAGUCCAGGUGGAAGCAAGGCUCGAACAAGCGCGGCGGAGGGGAGGAGUCCGACGACGACGACUACGAGGACGUGCUGCUGCCAGACUCUGUGUUCAUUGAUACCACUGACACCUGCUUUAUAGAAAACAUGUUCAGAGAGAGCGCCAUGGCUCCGCAGGACGGACUCUACUGCAUCCGCAACUCCGUAACCAAAACAGCAAAGGUGCUGGUGGUGUGGGACGUCAGUAUCGGCAAAGCCAGGAACUACCGGCUGUUUGAAGAGGAGGAUCGUAUAUUUCUGGACAACGACAUCCCCUUCACCUCUCUCUCAGCCGUGAUGGAACACUACCACAAGCAUCCCCUCCCGCACCACGGCUCGCUGCGGCUCCAGAAGCCCUACCAAAACAUUCCGGGCCGCUGAUCAGCGCUGUCGAGAGAGAGAGCGGAGAGCCUAUCAGAACGGAUCGCGCCUGUUCCCCGUUGCACAGCGCAUAAAAGCGUCGAUGUCAAACGGAAACCAUGGUGACCUUUGGGUUGGUCCCGUUGAGCCCGCACGUAAGUGCCCAGGUCAAGUCCCUGCUUGUGUGACAUGUAUGAACCACCCAAAGCGAGAACCAUCCCGGCACUCACGACAAAAAUGUGGUUUUAUUUACUUUUUUAAACAAAGGAUAAACAGGUGGAAUCAACCAAACAGCAUAACUGUUACAUUCAGAUGACUGUGGUAGACGAGCAUAUAUAUCCAUAAAAAAACGUAUCAAUGAACAUACUGUAUAAAAAGCUAUACAAAACAUUGAUUGAAUUGAAAUUGGAUUAAUACCACCAAACAAACAAAGUUGCGUCAACAGAAAUGCAGAUGUUUGUAAAAGAAGGAAGCCUUGAACUUUAACUGUGGAACUCAAUCAAGUCACAACCUUUCAUUUUCCAAAGGACAUUGGUCCUCGGGGGUUUGUCACGCGUGUGAUCAAAGUGCAUCUCGGAGUGGAGGGCUGAUGUUGUAGUGAGCUGUUGAAGUAUAAAGCCACUGGGUCCGUUGCCACACGUGUUAAUGUGUCGUGCUCUAAACACAGCUCUGCAGACAGCGUGGCGUUUUCAUACGAGAGUCGACCACAGGGACGUUUGCUCAUUGGAUGUGUUACAAAUACUGAUACACCUGUUAUUGAAGGAUUUUAAUAAAUUUAUCGCAUUUCAAAUUGAAUUGAAUUAAAGUUACAUAUUGCGGAGGAUGCUUCCAUUUUGUGAACUAUUCCUACAGACAAGAAUAAUGCUCUGAACUGAAUCCGACAUCUUGUAAAGACUUAAAACUGACAAGUGCUUAUGCCAACAACUGGACCUGUGUGGGACUGUUAUGAGGGGACAGGAAUGUCUUUAUGUAUUUCACAAAGCUAAAAUAAGCCUGUUGUUACUGUUUAAUUAUUAGGCAACACAUAUUUAUUUAGUGUACAGAUCUCACGACCAACUGCAGGAAUUGUAAUUGCUAUUUAAGCAUCCCGGGGGAUUGUAAUGCUUUGAUUUGUUGCACUUUUGUUGUGAAGUCCUUGGAUAGUAGAACACUUUUCACCUACUAACAAGAAAUGAAACCAAACUGUAAGUGGUGCUAAUUGACGAAUUGAUCAUGAAGAAAUUCAUUCUCAACUGCUAAAACUUUGACAUUCUGAAAAUUAGUACUGUACUGAAAAAGUACUGACUUUAAUGCUAUAAAUUGCUAUGUAUUAAUGUAUGAAUGCUGUAAGUACUGUAUAAAAUGUGUAAAAAUGUAAAUAUGUUUUUCUACAGAAAUAUAUGUUGAGAGUAUAAAAGAUUGCUCACAGCC